Messenger RNA from Exophiala dermatitidis NIH/UT8656, 12036 nucleotides. RefSeq names its product E3 ubiquitin-protein ligase HUWE1. NCBI's taxonomy places the organism in Eukaryota, Fungi, Ascomycota, Eurotiomycetes, Chaetothyriales, Herpotrichiellaceae. Gene Ontology annotation, molecular function: ubiquitin-protein transferase activity. The record is from RefSeq and is a predicted model, not a curated record. Gene Ontology annotation, biological process: positive regulation of protein catabolic process; proteasome-mediated ubiquitin-dependent protein catabolic process; protein polyubiquitination. Bases 1 to 12036 code for a protein of 4011 amino acids. The transcript has 3 exons.
AUGGGAAAGGUUACGAGGAAGCCACAGGAGAAGCACAAAGUGUCCUUGUCGCCUGCAGUAUCAGACCUCGUCAAGAAGAUCUCCACAGCCCCUCUUGCAGAAUUACCAGCCCUCUUCAGCGGAUGGUCGCAAAGAUGGCCCUACCCUCGCGGCGAUUUGAACAAUUGGAUCGAGCCUCUUGAUCGAUUCGACAGCAUAUUGGCAGACUUCAAUGCGAAAUAUGGACUGGACAAGGGUCCUCAGACCGUGCCGUUCGGUAUCUCGUUGCUCCUGGAGGGUAGCCCCGGUGUCGAUGAAAAGCGACUGCAAGAGCUAGGCUUUGGGCCAGAAGGCGACCGAGAACUGGUGGAAGCGAUCUUGGUGUUUUCGAAGUUGCUGGUGGAAAAAUGUGCCAACCGCGCAGUGUACAACAGCACCGACCGUCUGAACGACCUGCUCAACACCGCGUCCUUGUCGUUGCUGCACAGUACGCUCAGAAUCACAUUUUACCUAGCGCAAAGAUACGCAGAGCGCACGCCGCCUUCUCGUCAACAUGUCACCAAAUUCUACGAUUUCGACCAUGAGCGACUCCAAAGACUCGCUGCUCCUUUCGGACAACCGAACAGCCUGCUUGCCAAACGAGGAGCUACCUCUCCGAUCAAGACUCUCAAGUCGAAAGAGAAAGGGUCUCUUGGAAGCAAGCCUCGGCGAGGGUCAUCUGCCGUAAACCCGAAUGACUUUCGUUCUCUUUGCAAAGACACAUCUUCACACGGCGAUCGCGGGAAGUCGACAGCUGCGCCUGAUCGAGAAUGGUUAGCAUGGGCCCACGUGAAAGUUUCAUGGUCUGCAACAGAGGCCGGACAAAAACCUACUACCAGUGAUGCGUCUCAGGCCACCGAACCACCGGGGACUCCGACGCCAGUCAGACAAGCUACAUCAGGACUGGGCAGAGUUGACACGACUGGCUCGCCGAGUGGAAGCGGAAGUCGCGUGGCGCAAGAAACAGAUGGUACGGAAGUGAAAUCUGUUGAAUAUGGCCCGGGAGACUUGACCCACACCACGAUCGAGGCCAUCCUGCAAAGUCAACCUGACGACAUGCCACCGAAAGCACGAUACGAGCUGCUGCACCAGCUCCGCGUUGCCUAUGGUCUGAUCACGUCAGUGAAGACACGAAAAGAACUCCUAGCGGUGCGCCUUCUGGCGAUCUCCAGCCUUGCAAACGUGUUCAAUGAGCCCGAGCUCUCCCAAAAGCUGUUUCCUACCGAGCUGGGGGGUCCUAAACCUCACGACCUCGUCCAGCAGAUCGUCAGUCUCAUUCAUGAUACCAAGAAGGUGCAAUCUUCCGUUUCUCUAUACCUCCAGACCCUUGCAAUGGACACCAUAGGGGUUCUUGCGCGGUUGAAGACCUUCGCCCCAGAUAUCAACGCCGCAUUAGGAGCAGGGUCAAGCCAAGGCCUUCUGUCCCAGCUUAUCCAGAAAGGUUUGACUGACGUAGCAAAAGACAACGACAGCACUGACACGCCCGUCGGCGACGACUGGAGAGAGGCUGUUUUCUCGAUGCCGGCGACUCUCAUCGAAGCCACGGGUCACCACGGCCGUUCUAGUGAGGCGGUCAUCACUCCCAGCUUCCUUACCACCUAUCUCUCUGGGUUCAACAUCACAACCGGCAAGGCACUGCGAGUUCAUUUGCGUAUGCUCGACUUUAUCAAAACGUUCUUCCAUCACUUCAAGGAUGGAUUGGCGACUUUGACUGCCAGCAAUGCCUUCGAGUCAAUCAGUAAUCUUCUUGGUGAACUGGUGACCAGCGCCUGGACACUGCUACAGGCCGGAGAAGGGAUUCCGGCGCAGUACAAAACCCGCGCUACCGACUACGAGAUUCCAUACGUGCAUCAACAGAUCAUUCGCUCUAUUAUCGACAUGAUUAACGACAUCAGCGGUCAUCAAGGGGCACAGGCCGAUCGAGUUUUGAGAAGCCUGGUGGAUUCUCAAGCCUUGCUUCGAGCUUUCCGUCUCAUUGUCGACCAUCUUUCUGCAUUUGGCGCACACACCUGGAGUGAGCUCGUGAAGGCAGUCGGUGGGUUUCUGCAUAAUGAGCCUACCAGCUACACUGUGAUUGCUGAAGCUGGUAUCGUUCAAAGCUUGCUAAACACAGUCACUGUCUCUCAAAGCCAGCCUUCCCCGCAGAAUCCCAGAACAAUCUCGUCCGAGCCUGAACAUCUACCGCAGGGCAUCCCUCCUGUCGUGGACGCCAUCAUCCAGGUUGCGCAAAUAUUCAGCGCCAUUUGCCUCACCAAUGCUGGAUUUGAACUUUUCAAGUCCUCCGGUGCACUCGAAAAGUAUUUCGAAAUGUUCGAAUCCCCUGCCCACGUAAAGGUGUUGAACGACGCAAACAUUCUGGCGCAUUUGGGCUCAACCUUUGACGAAUUUGUCAGACAUCAUCCAAACCUGCGGGAUUCGGUCCUCAGUGCGGUAAUAGUCAUGAUUGCACGCGUCCGGCACAUAAGCAGGAUGCUAGCAGUUGAUGUUGGAGCUGGCCCAAAGCUCUGGCUUGGAUCAAGUGAUGGGCAUGUUCCUUGUGGUGGACGGGAGGCACUUUCACUUGAGAUGGUCCCUUCACCCUCUACUGCGUCCGAUGAGCCUCUAAGUCCCAGGACCAUUGGCCUACCGAACGGGAACACUCUUACUCUCGUGACUGAGGUCCUUCCUCCCAGCACCGUCUCCGGUAUCCCGCGGGAUGAAGACAGCUACGGACUCAAGGCGCAUAACUAUGCCAGACCCGCCGUUGCCUUCUUGGUAGCAUUCUUCGAGAACCAGUCGCUUUGUACGAGUUUUCUCGAGUGCGGUGGCUGCGAUCUGGUACUUGAUUACAUCACUCUGCCGAGUCUGCCAGUUUAUGAUGGGCCUUUCGAACGCCCCGAUGGCAUGCUGUCGGAAUUGUCAGCAGCAGUUCAUAUGAUGGCCGAAACCAAGCCUCAUCUUGUACUGCCCGCACUUGCUGACCGCGCGCACUUCGCUUGUUCGGAAUUGAAGCAUUUCAGUCAGUCUCAAUCAACCGGUUGGAGCAGUUACUUUGCGCCUUUGGUCAAGGCCGCGCCAGAGUCUGAUACUUCUGGGCAGCCGUCGGGCGCCCCUCUCUCAGAAGUUGAGCUUAAUGGCACCCGGAUCGCGAAAGCCCUAAUGGCCGUGUUUUGCCUUGCCCAAGUACUCGCAGAAGUCUUCAAUGCGCCGAUGUACAGUACCAGAUCGUCCCAGAACUACCUCUUCGGGCUUGUCAACCUCGCGGAUGUGUUUGCUGACAUGUGCAAGUUGAUGGGAGGCAUUUGCGCUGCCUCCUAUCACGAAGACAUCGCGAUUCAGCGACUCAUGCCUGACUCAUGGAUACCUGCCACACGACCUGAGCUUUUUACGACUGGCGAUGAUGAAGUCGACAAGAUUCUUAGUGUUCAAGACAGCAGCUCACGCGCUGGCCAGAAUACCGAGGAGCCAUCUACGGGAACAAACUCUGAUUCCAGCAAUUCCGAAUUGGACAAACAGAAGGAGACUCCCUUUUUUGAAAACGCUAGAGUCCUUCGGUAUUUGUUAAUCGAGACGCCUGCCGCCAUUACGGAGUUCCUCUGCCGACUGGGACGUGGCCUUGCUGGCCGUCGACGCCCAGACACCUUCGCCCGGCAAAAGGCUACUGCUGUUGCGGAUGCCCUCGCCUCGGCAUAUCUGACCCAACUACAACCAUAUUUCCUUACUUCCGGCGACCGGGACGAAGGCUGUGAACCUCGCUUCAGAUACCUGGUCAUCGCCCUUGACAAUGUGCGUUGCAGCUUCUACGAUGACAGCCACCCAUCAUCAGGACCAAUGGCCAGCCCGGCCCGGCAGAGCUUUGUCGUGGAAGCGUUCCGCAAAGCCGGUGGCGUCAAGGUUUUGACAAAGAUUGGCACAGAAUUUUUCGAUAAGCUCAAGGGCUGUAAGGUCGAACACUCUACCUUUUCUGCGAACACUGGUCUCAAGAUCUGCCUCGACAUCUUGGACCAAUUCACAGACUCGAAAUCUAUCAUGGAGUCGCUGCAAUCCAACAUCAUGAGGAACAAUGACCCGUCAAAGCCUUUCUACUUCAAUCCCGCGCAAACCCUACUGAGCUUGCGCAUGGAGGCGCUACCAUUGACUAGGUUGAUUUGGGAGAGCGAAUACGCAGAUCAAGCGUCCAAGGAUGUUGUGCAAAAGCUUGUUUCAAUUUUCAAGCAUAUUUUUACAGGGGACCAUGAAAGCGAGGCCGUCCAGAACGCCGAACGCCAGCCUGUUUUGACGGCUCUUUCUCCUAGGAGAAUGGUUGUCGACCCGCAGAAGGUUGCUGUGCUGAAGAGCGCAGGCUAUGAUGAAGGCCUCGCUCGCGAAGCUGUUUACCGCACGAAUUCGCUACCAUCGUCCAAUUCUGCAGCGGCUGCGGAGUACUGCAAAGCCAUAACAGCAAACCCGCGGCGGAGACGGCUACCGAUUCCUGAGAGGGAGGAUGACAUUACUUUCGAACCUCAGGGCACUCCAGGGAUGACAAGCCCUUCCGCGACAUCGAACUCAUUGCGGAAUGCCCUCUUGGAAAUGCCGGCAAGCGACGCUUUUGCAGCUGUUCUUGCCGGCGUCGUGAACAACGCCCUUGAUGACAGCUUGAUGGAAGAUGUUGACAGUGCACAUCAGCAAACGAGACCUUCAACCACCGCUCCUGAUGACAAUGCGGGCAAUGGACCCGAGGGUCAUAGCCGUUCUGAACAACCUCCUGCAGAUUCUCCAACGUUUUACUCUGUCGAAUCAAUCAACGCAGAGAGGGCGGUGAUCCGAGAAGACCUUGCUGAUCGCUGCAACAAUAUUCUCAACAACCAUCCAAACCUGACCUUUGAACUCUCUGAUCUUAUCGUCAGCGCAACCAAGAAGCUCCCAGAAGAUGCCGCUAAGGACUACUGGAGAACUACCUCUGAUCUCCUGGUUAGCUCGUUGCUCUCGAUGCAGGUUGAGGAUGACAUUAACGAAGCGCGAGGAAAGAAGAUUGCUGCAGCUGCGCACCUUGUUGCACUGCUUAUUCAAGAUGGCGAGGUGUUUAAAGAAACACUAAACAUCUAUCAAGAAGCUUUUGAUGGACUUCUCUCUUUUCUUCGACUCCCCACCUCCGAUGGACGGUCUGCACAAGAGUCAUUUCCCUGGGUGGCUCCCGUACUCAUUAUCGUCGAAAAAAUGCUCUCAAAGGACGCUGAACCAGCAGAAGUGAAGUGGUAUCCGCCUACCGACCUUGACACUGUCAGCAAGGCUGAGGUAAUCCCUUCCUCAGUGCUUGACUUGUCCGCCAAGCGAGAACUUUUUGAUGCUCUUGUGGACCUGCUGCCACGUGUUGGGAAGGACAAGCUGAUGGGGCUUGCAAUCACAAGAGUUCUCGUUAUCCUCACGCGUGAACGCGCGCUCUCUUCGCGCUUAGCCGAGAAGCGGAACCUACAGAGACUCUUCUUGAUGAUCAAGCAGCUUGCUAAUGACGUGGGCCACCGACUCCAGAGCGCGUUCAUGAUCGUCCUACGACAUAUCGUCGAGGAUGAUGAUAUCCUGAGACAAAUCAUGCGUAGUGAGAUUAGAGCCUUUUUCACACUACGCAAUUCUUCAAGGCAUAUCGAUAUUGGGACCUACCUUCGUGAGAUGCACCAUCUUGUCAUCCGCUCUCCAGACACAUUUGUUAGUGUCACGAAUGAGCUGGUCAAGAUUUCGGCAUGGCAACCUCAUUACAACAACACUGUCAGCCUUAUUCUCAAAGAUGCUGGCGAUGGAAAGGAAGGAGAAGGACAGCCCGCUGCCGAUCCCGGCGAAGCCUCGAUGCAGCCUGCAGCCAGUGUUGAGCCUCCGGAUGAUUCAAUCGCAGAGCCCGGCAAGAGUAAGACUUCUGACAUCAAGCCGCCGAUUGUGGAGCACCCUGACGGCGUGAUUCACUUCAUUCUGUCAGAACUUCUCAAUUAUAAAGAUGUCGAGGAUAAGGAUACUCCUGCAGAGCCGCAAGUGGCCCCAGGAGGGAGGGAAGCACGUGAUCAGCAACAAGUGGGCAAUGCGCAGGCUACACAAGACGAAGCGGUGGAUAGCCCUCAGGAGCGACACAACGUGGAGAAGGCUAAUAAGUUCAAGCCGGACGACCAUCCCAUCUUCGCCUAUCGAUGCUUUUUGAUGUACAGCCUGACGGAGCUUCUGCACUCCUACAACCGCACCAAGGUUGAGCUCAUCAACUUCUCUCGCAAAGCAGAUCCUAUGGCUGUCACACCGUCUAAACCUCGAGCCGGUGUCCUCAACUACCUCUUGAAUGGCUUAAUCCCAUCUGGAUACGUCGACAAGGAAGAGAGUGCACAAUUCAAGAAGAAGGUUCUCACCAGCGACUGGGCCAUCCGGGUUAUCGUCGCCCUUUGUUCAAAGACCGGCGAAAUGGGCAUGGGAGGAUCAGCUUCCCGUUUGUCCAUGCAGCCGCAGGUAGAUGAUACCGAUGAUGAGCCAGACCUUACUUUCGUGCGUCGCUUUGUCCUCGAGCAUGCCAUAAAGUCAUACAAAGACGCGAUAUUGUCAAAUGAGCCGCUUCAGAUGAAGUACAGCCGACUCCUUUGCCUUGCGGAUUUGUUCAAUCGACUCUUGACGAAGCCAGCAGUUCCUGAAGGUUCAGCUGGCUCUCAGAACACAUCGUACAAAGUGCUUGCUCGAAUGAUGUUCGAGAAGAAUUUGACCCAAGUUUUGACAAGCUCGCUGGCCGAUAUAGAUUUGUCGUAUCCUGGAUCGAAGCGAGUCAUCAAGUUCAUUCUUCGACCGCUGCAAGAACUUACCAGUCUAGCCACUCAUCUGAGCCUUACGUCUCCGGACUUCCUGAACAACGUGGCAGGGAACAUGUCUGAGGAUGUGAUAUCUUCUGCGUCUUCCGUUUCCGACGUCGAAGACGAGCGCGAAGAGACCCCUGAUCUGUUCCGAAACUCUGCUCUUGGCAUACUCGAUCGCAAUAGAGAUUCCGAUUCUUCGUCCGGCUCCGACGAGGGAGACGAGGAUGAAGAAAUGUACGACGAGGAAUAUGAAGACGAGAUGGAAUAUGAUGAUGGAGUUGUUGCCGCAGGUGCCGAUGAUGAGCCUGUUAGCGACGAGGAGAUCGACGAUGAAAUGGCCGCUGAGGGUGAGAUCGAGGGCCUUCCAGGGGAUGUGCCCAUGGAUAUCGAAUUUGUCAUGAAUGACCAUAUGGAUGUGGAGACGGAUGACGAAUCCGAAGACGAUGAGGAUGAAAGCGAGGAAGACGACGAUGAAGACGACGAGGACGAAAGCGGCGAAGAUUACAUGGCUGAGGAUGAUGAAGAAGCGGGUGAGAUCAAUGGAGAUGAUGAGAAUCACAGCCUCAAUGGCGGCCCAGAAGAUGAAGUCGAUUGGGAGGACGAGGAUGACGACCAAGAAGUUGAAGGCAGCGACGAGCAAGACGACAUUGACGACAUCGACUAUCAUGGCGAGCCAAUGCCUACAGGCGUACCCAGUGCAGGCGUGUUGAGCAACCUCCUCCGAGCCCUGGGGAACGAUGACUUGGAUGGUCCAGGUGGUCUACACCAUGUUCCCCCUGAACUCAUUGUUCCCGCUGCAGGCUCUGGUGACCGGGAUGACGAAGAUGACGAGGAAGACGAAGAAGACGAGGGCGAUGAGAUGGACGAAAAUGGCGGCAUGGAUUAUGACGACUUCGGCUUCGAUCAUUAUCUCACGGGUGGUGACAAUGCUGACUUUGACGAUCAGGAUGAAGCUCUAUUAUGGAACGAAAUCCCCGUCAUCCGUCGUCCCCGUCACUUCCGUGCCCACGGCGGUGGCCACUCUCCAGCGUUCCUUGGACGACGCGUUGGGCAUCGUGACGACCUAAAUCCCUUGCCUCGCGCAGGUCGGAUCUCGCAACAUGGCCGGUCAGCCGGCGACGAUGGGUUAAACCCGUUGUUAAGGAGACCGGAACAGGCAAACGAACAGCGCCCGAUCAGACUUGCUGAAAUAGGCCCGGGUAUUUUCAUGCCUCCUGGAUUCGACGAUCUCACAGCGAUGGGUGGGUUUCCGCCUCUCGGAGGAACAUUCCAUACCGUCAUCCGCACGGGAGAUGGUUUCGAAGCCGGAGGCCAUGGCGCGAUGCUAGAUGCUAUCCUUCAGGCGCUUCAUCGACGAGAUCGUACAGGCGAGGGCACUCGCUUGCAGUUCAGCAUGACUGCGCCGCUCUCCGAGAUACGGGAAGUUCUAAGACCGUCCAUGUCAGGCAUAGGACACCGUCACCAUGGUCGUGAUGAGUCUUCGCGGUCUGGGAAUUUUAUUCCGGCACUUACAAUGACGCGGUGGCAAGAAGAAGCCCGGCUUCUGUUUUCUGGCACCCAUGUGGAAAAGGCAAAUCGUGUUCAGUAUCUGAUCAUGGCCUCUUUGGUUCCACUUGCUCAACAAGAGGAGAAGGAGAGACGCCGCAAACGUGAGGAAGAGCACCAACGUGAAGAAAUGGAAAGACAGAGACUGGAGGAAGAAAAGCGCAAGAAAGAAGCCGAGGAACGUGAAGCAGCCGCAAAGGCGGAGGAAGAACGGCUACGAGCCGAGUCCGAAGCGGCCGCUGCUGCAGAGAGAGAUCGCAUCGAGCAGUCCGCCGAGCAUGAUGACGGUGACACAGAACCCAUGGAAGAUGUCCGGGGAACCGAAGCGGACAAUACCACACAAGGAAACCAGGAGAGCUUGAGCUCGGGUGAGGAUGCGUCAGGGUCACAAUCCCGCAUCUUCACCACCAUCCGAGGGCGUCAAAUCGAUAUCACGGGCCUUUCGAUCGACCAGGAAUAUCUCGAGGCUCUUCCAGAAGAGCUUCGAGAGGAGGUUAUCAUGCAGCAAUAUGCCACUAGGCGCGAGCAAGCCCGUAACGAAGGCACCCAAACCACUAGUGGCAUUGACCCUGAUUUCCUGGAUGCCCUUCCCGAGGACAUUCGAGAAGAGAUACGACAACAAGAAGCCCACGCCCAGAGAAGACGUGAGCGUGAAGCCGCGCGCCGACAAGCUGCUGCCACUACAGGCACACGUCCCCGGGCGGAGGAAAUGGACGGUGAUUCUAUUCUUGCCAGCUUUGAGCCCAGCCUUCGCCGCGAAGUUCUAGCUGAGCAGACUGAAGAGAUCCUCAAUAAUCUGGAUCCGCGUCAUGCUGCAGAAGGUCGUGCACAUGCCAGACAUCUUUUCAGAUACACCCCGAUGGCUGGCCGGGACACCAACGACCAGCGAGCCAAGGAAGAGACUGCUCAACGAGAGAACAAGCGGCAAAUCAUACAAAUGGUCGAUAAAUCCGGGGUUGCAACUUUACUGCGGCUCAUGUUCAUACCGCAGCAAGGCUCUCUACGGACCAAUCUCUGGCACAUACUUCGCAAUAUAUGUGGCAAUCGCCAGACGCGCUUUGAGGUAAUCAAUCUGCUUCUUGUCAUUCUCAAGGAAGGAUCCACCGAUGUGACCGCUGUUGAACGGAGCCUUGCCAAUUUGUCCCUUCGUGCGAAAGCCACAGUCGGGCAGAAAACCCCGCAGCCAUUAAAGCGCACACUCUCGAUGCAGGCAGCGGGAGGAAUUAGUGAGGAAGUCACUCCCCUUGUUGUGGUACAACAGUGCUUGUCGGCUCUGAAACAGUUGUGUCAGAGCAGUUUCCAUACCAGAACAUUAUUCCUGCGCGAAGCCGAAGUCGGCACAGCUUCAAGAAAAGGAAAGGGAAAAGCGAAGGACAACAAAGCCGUCAAGUAUCCGAUCAAUGACCUGAUCAGCCUUCUUGACAGAAAGUUGAUAGUCGAGAGCACAUCAUGUCUCCAAGCUCUAGCAGAGCUUCUGUCUGCCGUUACGCAGCCUCUGCCAUUGCUGCUACGUAAAGACAAAGACAAAGCUUCAGAUGAUGGCAAAGCUACUCCCGGUGACAACGAAACUCAAGCAGAGGGGCCUUCUACAUCUGCCAGAUCUGCCGAGGCGAUGCAGCUUGAAGCAGGAAACUCCAAUGUCGAGGCUGGACAAGGUUCCACAGCUGGAUCAACAGGAAUUACCGCUAAUACCACGUCCGAGGAGCAACCACAGCAUCCCGGGGCACAUGAGAGUGCCGAAAAGGAUCCGUCCGAUGCCAGCAAUGAUGACCUCAAUCCUGACGAUGCCAAAUCAAGGAAGACGUUUGAACCGCCUGAAAUUUCAGAGCGCAAUCUGCAUCUCGUGGUCAGCAUCUUCGUUGCGCCCGAGUGCAGUAGUGACACUUUCCACUCCACUUUGGAAACGCUGUCCAGCCUGUCUUGCAUCCCAGGCACUGCCGCUAUCUUCAGCAAGGAACUGAUCAACCAUGUCAACAACCUCUCCCAGGCUAUCUCUGCAGAGCUCGACGAACUCCUACCCCAUCUGCGAGAAGCACAGUCGAUCACAGAUCUCCAUGCAAUCGCCUCAUCAAAGUUCUCACAUGCUGGUUCGGAUCAGGUCAAGCUCCUGCGUGUUCUGCGGGCAUUAGACUAUCUGUCGGCGCCCAAACCCGACAGUGACGAAAAUGAUGAACGCCUGGUGGUCAAGAACGCCCUCACAAGUUCAUACGCCAGUCUUCGACCAGUGUGGACCAAGCUAAGCGAGUGUUUGACUGUGAUCCGUGAGAAAGACAACAUUACCAGCUUUGCAACCAUACUCUUGCCGUUGAUAGAGUCCUUGAUGGUGGUUUGCAAGAACACCCCGCUCAAAGAUCCGGCAACGUUGCGUCAAGGUAAGGAGCAAGGACCAGGAAGUCCGGCCGCGGAGCCCGUGGACGACCUUCAAGAGCUCUUCUUCAAUUUCACAACCGAGCACCGCAAGAUCCUCAACGACAUUAUCCGGCAAUCUCCCAAGUUGAUGCAAGGCAAUGGCAGCUUCAGCCUCCUGGUCAAGAAUCCCAAAGUGCUCGACUUCGACAACAAGCGUGCGUACUUCACAAAGCAGAUUCAUUCUCGACUCCAUCAACAGCGACACAUCCAGCCGCCAUUGACACUGAACGUCCGCCGCGACCAGGUAUUCCUGGAUUCCUACAAAGCGCUGUAUUACAAGACGGCGGACGAGAUGAAAUAUGGCAAGCUCAACAUCCGCUUCAAUGGUGAGGAGGGUGUGGACGCCGGUGGUGUCACACGAGAAUGGUUCCAAGUGCUCGCACGAGGCAUGUUCAAUCCAGACUGGGCAUUGUGGCAACCUGUGGCUGCUGAUCGUACAACCUUCCAUCCCAAUCCACUCAGUUGGAUCAACGGAGAGCAUCUGCUGUAUUUCAAGUUCAUCGGACGCAUCAUUGGCAAAGCGUUGCAUGAAGGCCGUGUGCUCGACUGUCAUUUCAGCCGUGCGGUCUACAAGCGUCUGCUCGGGAAAGAGCCCAACCUGAAGGAUCUGGAAUCAAUGGACCUUGAUUACUACAAAAGUCUGGUAUGGAUCCUGGAGAACGAUAUUACCGACGUCAUUACCGAGGACUUCUCAGUCAUCGAGGAACAGUUUGGCGAAGAAAAAGUGGUGGAUCUCAUCCCCAAUGGACGAAACAUCCCGGUGACGGAGGAAAACAAGAGAGAGUAUGUUCAUGCACAGGUUCGCUAUCGGCUUACGACCUCGGUCAAGGAUCAGCUUGAAGCCUUCGUCAAAGGAUUCCACGACAUUAUUCCUGCCGAACUUAUCGCAAUCUUCGACGAGCAGGAACUCGAGCUGUUGAUCUCAGGGUUGCCAGAGAUUGACGUGGACGACUGGCGAGCUCAUACAGAGUAUCACAACUACACUGCCAACAGCCCUCAGGUGACCUGGUUUUGGCGCGUCGUCCGAAACAUGAGCAAUGAGGAGCGAGCCAAGUUGUUGCAAUUCGUCACCGGUACCAGUAAGGUCCCUCUGAAUGGGUUCAAAGACCUCGAAGGGAUGCAGGGGAACACGUUGUUCAGUAUCCACAAGGACCCCAGUUCAGAUCGUCUUCCAACAAGCCAUACUUGCUUCAACCAGCUCGACCUUCCUACUUAUGAUGAUUACGAGACGCUGAAGAGCAAUUUGAUGAAAGCAAUUAAUCUCGGUGCUGACUACUUUGGUUUCGCAUGA